UGCGGUGCGUGUGUGUGUGCGCAUUGCGCGCGUGUGUUUGUGCAUGUGUGUGUGCGUGUGUGUUUAUCGGGGGUUUCCUCCUGGCCAUGCCUUCAUUGCCCCACCCUUCCUCUCUCUGGAGCAUUUCUGAUAGGAACACCUCAGGCUCAUUCCAUGCCAGUGAUAGCUAAGCCAAAUGACAUGGGUACCAUCUUGUGGCCAUAGACAUUAAGUGAGCUCACACUUACACUGCACUCUAUGUAAACACACACACAAAUAUGAAAUUACACCCUCCAGGUCAGCCACAAUGUCUGACUCAAAAACUUGUGUUAGUAUGGUGAAAACACACAAUAAACUGUGGUUUGACCACAGUCAUAAUAUUUUAAGAAUUGGUCAUAAACCACAUCAAUGUAAAAAAGUUAAAAACUGUAUUAUGCAGAUCUGAAUAUAUCAAGAACCAAGUUGCGAACCAAGCUCCUUCACCCUUGUGUGAGGCUGUGAUGUUAUCUAAGUGAUAUUUAUUUAUAGAUGAUUUAUAAGAGCAGUGAGGAGGAGGAGGCGGAACAUAUAGCCAGCUGGUGGGUUAAAACCUUAAUAAGAGGAUUGCAGGUUCCUACGGCUAAACUCACACUACACACUCCUUAGAAGGUAGAGGUGCAGUGCCAGCAUGUGCGCGCACACACACACACCCACACACACACAGACAUGCACACACAUGCUCGCACACACACACACACAUACACACACUCACACACACACCAACACACACCCAUGAGAUUGACUGCACACCUCAGUGAGUCUGAAAGAGAAGGGUGAGAGAGAGAGAGAGAGAGAGAGAGAGAGAGAGAGAGAGAGAGAGAGAAAAGGGGAAGGAGAGAGACUUCUGUAGAGCUGGAACUUAUUAUGGAAAACACUGGAAGGAUAAGUGCAAGUGGCAAUGAACUGUGAGAGCUUAUGCUGAUAGAGGGGAAAAAAAUUUGGACGCUUCCCACUUUAUUUCUUCACUGCAGAGCACUAACAUGGAUCAGGAGGACAUCUCCCCCCUCAAGCACUUUGUGAUAGCCAAAAGGACCAUCAACUGUAUCUUUGACCAGCUGCAGGACUUUGUUAGAGAAGGCUCUGUGUUUGUCAAGGAGACGUGGCAUAGUGAGGACCUGGAACAGGUGGCUGUGGAGGAUCAGUGUGUGCAGAUGCAGGCCUGUACGAGGAAGCUGACCAUCAUCAGAGAAGUGCUGGCCCGCAGGCACAUGAAAGUGGCCUUCUUUGGCAGAACGAGUAACGGCAAGAGUACAGUGAUCAACGCCAUGCUGCGGGAGCGGGUGCUGCCCAGUGGCAUCGGCCACACCACCAACUGCUUCCUGAGCGUGGAGGGCACGGAUGGCGACAUGGCCUACCUCACCACCGAGGGCUCAGACGAGAGGCAGAACAUUGAGACGGUGAAUCAGCUGGCCCAUGCGCUACACAUGGACCCAGACCUGGACUCCGGCUGCCUGGUCCGAAUGUUCUGGCCCAAGACCAAGUGUGCCCUGCUGAGAGACGACCUGGUGCUGUUGGACAGCCCGGGCAUCGAUGUCACCUCUGAGCUCGACAGCUGGAUCGACAAGUUCUGUCUGGACGCUGACGUCUUCGUGCUUGUGGCCAACGCCGAGUCCACCCUGAUGAACACGGAGAAGCACUUUUUCCACAGAGUGAGUGAGAGGAUCUCGAAGCCCAACAUCUUCAUCCUGAACAACCGAUGGGACGUCUCAGUAUCGGAGCCAGAGUACUUGGAAGAUGUGCGGAAGCAGCACAUGGACCGCUGCCUCAGCUUCCUGAUGGAUGAGCUGAGGGUGGUGGACGCCCGGCAGGCCCCCAACCGCAUCUUCUUUGUGUCGGCUAAGGAGGUGCUGAGCUCCAGGAUGCAUCGAGCCCAGGGCAUGCCAGAGACAGGUGGUGCCUUGGCGGAGGGAUUCCAGGAAAGACUCAAGGAGUUCCAACGUUUUGAGAGAACGUUUGAGGAGUUUAUUUCACAGUCAGCGGUGAAGACCAAAUUUGAGCAGCACACCAUCCGAGGUUGGCAGAUCACGGAGUCUGUGAAGGACAUCAUGGACGCUAUCAACAUCACCUCGGCAGAGAAGAAGGUGCUCUCUCUGGAGGAGCGGGAGUCACUCAUGGACCGGCUGGAGUUCGUGCGCAAUCAGCUUAACGUGCUGACCGAGGAUGUGAAGGAAAAGAUCAAGGCCACGGCUGACGAAGUGGCCGCCAAGGUGACUGCUGCCAUGGUUGAGGAGAUCAAGGGUCUGUCUGCUCUGGUGGAGGAGUUCUGCUCGGACUUCAGCCCGGCCCCUAAUGCCUUAGCUCUCUACAAAUCAAAGCUGCAGGCAUACGUGGAGGAGAGGAUGGGAAAAAACCUGGCCUUCCGCUGCUCCAGUAGUAUCAGUGGUUACAUGCAGUCCUCACAAAGAGACAUCAUGGAGAGCAUACGUCCUCUGCUGCCCCCUACUGCCAGGGGCAACCUGCACCUCCACCUUCCCAGCCACAAGUUUGACGUCUCCUACGACCUCAACUUUGCCACCCUCUGCACAGACUUCCAGGGCAACGUCGAGUUCCAGUUCUCCUUGGGAUGGACGGCCCUGGUCAACCGCUUCCUCGGGCCGGCCCAUGCCAAGCGUGCCCUGAUAUUGCUGGACGAGAACAUUCAGGCAGCUGGAUUUGCUUCAACUCCCAGGGACCCCCAGGCCCAAGAGGACCUCGCCAUCUCCAUGGCAACCAAACUGGCAUCUUACACCUCCAGAGCCUCCAUGGGGGUCGUGGUCAUUGGAGGAGUGGUGUGGCGAUGCCUCGGCUGGAGGCUGAUAGUGAUUUCUGUGAGCCUCUACGGCCUGCUCUACCUGUACGAGAGGCUCACCUGGACCAAUGGCUCCAGAGAGAGGGUUCUGAAGCAGCAAUUUGUGGACUUUGCUACCCAGCGGCUCCUGGCCAUCACACCCAUCACCAGCUCCCACUGCAGCCAGCAGGUCCAUCAGGAGAUGGUGGCCACGUUCAGCCGCCUGAGCCAGCAGGUGGACAAGAGUGAAGGUGAGCUGGAGGCAGACAUCUGGCGGGUGAACUGCAGGAUCCAGCGGCUGGAGGGGGUUCAGAAGCACUCCAAAACCCUUAGGCACAAAGCGACUGAUCUGGAGAGACAGCUGGAGGCCUUUACCUCCCAGUAUCUGCAUACCACACCCUGAGGCCUGGAGACUUCCAGAAGCAUGGGCCGCGUAAAUAAUUCAUCCGACAUGUUUAAAACUGCAGCGGAGAAAAAGCAGGGAAUAAAAGCCAUAAUGGUGCUACUGACUCCA
Molecule: messenger RNA, 3299 nt
Organism: Alosa alosa (allis shad)
Lineage: Eukaryota; Metazoa; Chordata; Actinopteri; Clupeiformes; Clupeidae
Gene: mfn1a
Product: mitofusin 1a
Exons: 18
Coding region: 999-3188 (729 amino acids)
Biological process (GO): mitochondrion localization; mitochondrial fusion
Cellular component (GO): mitochondrial outer membrane
Molecular function (GO): GTP binding; GTPase activity
Source: RefSeq, a predicted model, not a curated record